AUGGAGGAAGAAGGAGGGAGGAGCAAAAGAAGGCUGCAGUUAGACCAGGUAGUUGAAAAUGAUGGGGAGGAUGAUUUGUUGGAUGAUGAAGAGGGUUUUUGUAGUGAUGUGGGUUUUGAGGAAGAUGAUGGGGCAGGUGAUACUGAUGAUGAAGAAGUUGGAGAAGAUGCGGAAGAAGGUGAUGAAUGUGGGGAGGAUUAUGAGUUGGUUGAUGAUUAUGAUGAGUCACUGGAUGCAGGAGAUGAACUAAAUGAGGAAUUGUUUAUGGAAAAUGACGAUGACCUGGAUGAUUAUAAGUCAGAAGAUUUUAUCGUUGGUGAAGAAGAUAUUGUAGACGUACGAAACACUUAUGGUCAUGAGGAUGUAUUAACUGGCGUGGGUCAUGGGGAUGGAGGUGGUUUUGGGGUUGAUCUAUUAUAUCGUUCCUAUGGGGAGCAGCAAGGUUUUGGUGUGGUCUGUAUGGGAGGGAAUAGGAGCCUAGGUAAAGACAAUGAAAACGGUAAAUCAAAUUCCAGGACCUAUGUGUGGAGGUGCGAGUGUCACGGAAGGCCAAACUACCGGCGAAAAGUUAAUGGGAAGAUAGUCACCUGUGUUGAGGAACCAAUUGUUAAGAGGAAGACGAAGAAGUACGGUUCCCCUGUUAUGCUGUAUGGUGCUCGUAAAGAGAACAUAUGGGUUGUGAAGACUGUUGUGAAUGAACAUGUUAACCACAUUCCUACGCCUAGCAAGUCUAACCAUAUUUCGAUGUUUCGGGUGAAGAGAAUAACACAGACACUCCUGAAACAGAUGGAAAACGAUCACGAUUCAGGGGCGCCUGUUGCACAGAUUUUUAACAACUUAGCAGGCAGAAGGAAUGGGGUAGAGAAUAUAGGUUUUACGAAGAAAGAUAUGCACAAUAUUUUAAAUAAGAGGAUGCGACUAAGGAUUAGAGAUGGGGAUGCUGUUGCAAUGAUAAAUUAUUUAGAUAAAACGACCAAGGAUAACCAAAAUUUUUUUCAUCUUCACCGGCUUGAUAAAACAGUGAAGUUUAAGGACGUAAUGUGGGUUGAUGCUCGAAGCAGAGCUGCCUAUCAGUAUUUUGGGGAUGUUGUAUGUUUUGACUCUACGUACUUGACAAAUAAGUAUGAGUUGCCAUUUUCGAAUUUUAUCGGGGUUAAUCACCAUGGGUAA
Molecule: messenger RNA, 1170 nt
Organism: Spinacia oleracea (spinach)
Lineage: Eukaryota; Viridiplantae; Streptophyta; Magnoliopsida; Caryophyllales; Amaranthaceae
Product: protein FAR1-RELATED SEQUENCE 5-like
Exons: 3
Coding region: 1-1170 (389 amino acids)
Source: RefSeq, a predicted model, not a curated record